Messenger RNA from Theileria annulata, 390 nucleotides. RefSeq lists its product as uncharacterized. The coding region runs from base 1 to 390 and encodes 129 amino acids. NCBI's taxonomy places the organism in Eukaryota, Apicomplexa, Aconoidasida, Piroplasmida, Theileriidae. The record is from RefSeq and is a predicted model, not a curated record. The transcript has a single exon.
AUGUUACUGGGUAACAUUAUUGACCUAUUUCAGAAACUAUUCAAUGGUGGGCCAGUAAUAAGAGCUAUCAUGAAUAAGGCCAGCGCAAUACAGGGCUAUGCCUCAUCAAUAAGUACUAGGGCUGGUAAUGGUGCACUUAAAGAUCCAGCCGAACAACUAAGUGGUGCAGCUGAUACACUCAAUAGUACUAAGACUGUUACUACUGCCAAAGCCUUCAAAGAAAAAUAUGAAGCAUUCGGAAAAGCCUACGACAAAGCUCCAACUGAACAAUCUGCUGUCAAAAAUGACUGGGAGGCUCUCAAAGGUAUCAUCGAUGGUGCUAGCCUUACUGAAGAAAACAAGAAUUGGAAGUUCUGGUCCAUCAUUGGUCCUUCAAUUUUUACUAUGUGA